Messenger RNA from Camelina sativa (false flax), 2128 nucleotides. The record is from RefSeq and is a predicted model, not a curated record. Lineage: Eukaryota; Viridiplantae; Streptophyta; Magnoliopsida; Brassicales; Brassicaceae.
CCAAAAGAAAGACAUAAAAGAGCAGUAAUGGGUGUGAAGAGAUCCUCAAGAACAAUGGGCUUAGGGCAUUGCAUGGUCUAUGUUGUGGUCCUCAGUGCCAUUGCGGCUACAGUGACAUCAUACCCUUACUCAUCCCCCCAAACACCACAAUACAAUUCUCCAACCCAUGAACACAAAUCACCUUAUCCACCUAAAAAGUAUUCCCCACACUACUCAGCAUCACCGCCACCGUCACCACAAUAUAGAAGACAAGGUCCUAAGUACACGCCACAUCCAAAACCUUAUGUUUCCAGCCCCCCACCACCAUCUUACUAUUCUCCUUCUCCUAAGAUCACUUACAAAUCACCACCUUCAUCAUACGUUUAUAGCUCUCCACCCCCUCCACCUUAUUACUCUCCUUCCCCAAAGGUUGACUACAAAUCCCCACCCCCACCAUACGUCUACAACUCACCACCUCCGCCAUACUACACUCCUUCCCCAAAGGUAGACUACAAAUCCCCACCACCGCCAUACGUCUACAGCUCACCACCUCCACCAUACUACUCUCCUUCGCCAAAGGUGGACUAUAAAUCUCCACCGCUGCCAUACGUCUACAGCUCACCCCCUCCACCAUGCUACUCUCCUUCUCCUAAGGUAGACUACAAAACUCCACCCCUGCCAUACGUCUACAGCUCACCACCUCCGCCAUACUACUCUCCUUCCCCAAAGGUUCAGUACAAAUCCCCACCCCCGCCAUACGUCUACAGCUCACCACCUCCGCCAUACUACUCUCCUUCCCCAAAGGUAGACUACAAAUCCCCACCACCACCAUACGUUUAUAGCUCACCACCUCCGCCAUACUACUCUCCUUCUCCAAAGGUUGACUACAAAUCCCCACCACCACCAUACGUUUAUAGCUCACCACCUCCGCCAUACUACUCUCCUUCUCCAAAGGUUGACUACAAAUCCCCACCACCACCAUACGUCUAUAGCUCACCACCUCCUCCAUACUACUCUCCUUCCCCAAAGGUAGACUACAAAUCCCCACCACCGCCAUACGUCUACAACUCACCACCUCCACUAUACUACUCUCCUUCGCCAAAGGUGAACUACAAAUCCCCACCCCCGCCAUACGUCUACAGCUCACCACCUCCGCCAUACUACUCUCCUUCCCCAAAAGUUGACUACAAAUCUCCACCCCCGCCAUACGUCUACAGAUCACCACCUCCGCCAUACUACUCUCCUUCCCCAAAGGUUGAGUACAAAUCUCCACCCCCACCAUACGUUUACAGCUCACCACCUCCAACAUACUACACUCCUUCCCCAAAGGUAGACUACAAAUCUCCACCACCACCAUACGUCUAUAGUUCACCACCUCCGCCAUACUACUCUCCUUCUCCAAAGGUUGAGUACAAAUCACCACCCCCGCCAUACAUCUACAGCUCACCACCUCCGCCAUACUACACUCCUUCCCCAAAGGUAGACUACAAAUCCCCACCACCACCAUACGUCUAUAGCUCACCACCUCCGCCAUACUACUCUCCUUCUCCAAAGGUUGACUACAAAUCCCCACCACCGCCAUACGUCUAUAGCUCACCGCCUCCGCCAUACUACUCUCCUUCUCCAAAAGUGGACUACAAAUCCCCACCACCGCCAUACGUAUAUAGCUCACCACCUCCUCCAUACUACUUUCCUUCCCCAAAGGUAGACUACAAAUCCCCACCACCGCCAUAUGUCUAUAGCUCACCACCUCCACCAUAUUACUUUCCUUCUCCAAAGGUUGACUAUAAAUCUCCACCACCGCCAUACGUCUAUAGCUCACCACCUCCACCAUACUACUCUCCCUCUCCAAAAGUGACAUAUAAAUCUCCUCCACCCCCAUCUGCCUACAAGACACCCUACUAUUGAUUUUGAAUUGUUUCAUUAACAAGAAACAUGAUUGAAGUCAUUCUUUUAACAUGAUUUUUUGUUUUCUUUGAGUCUUCUUAUUUUGUUCCUAUGUCCAACUAUCUCUUGUUAAACUUUUCUAUUUUAUUAAUAAAAAUUCGUUCUUUCUAAAUGCACUUCUUGUAUGUUAUUUGUUCGAAUUAGUGUUAAAAUUUCUAAUACAUUGAUUUUACUAUCUAAUGGAUUAAAAAUAUUUGGGUUA